AUGGCGGACAAGAAAGACGACAACCCUGACUCCUCUCGAGUAUCGGGUACAUCAGGCACCGACUACGCGAUGGGUUCGUCGAUACCUCCCAUACGAUCAACCGCCUCAGUGCGGAGAGGCUACGGUAAGAUUUACUUAUUUCGGGUAACCCCGAGCAAAACGAACACUUAUGCUGAUUGGGAAUGGGGAACAGGUACCCUCGAUGCAUACCCCUUCGAAUCGUCGGCGGAAGUCCGCCGCGACGAAUCUACCCAGGAGGAUUUUUCGAGCCGCGCGUUUACCUCCUCGUCUACGGCCCCUGACCGGCCUCGAAAGCCAUCUGUCACCCGUCGCAUGUCUUCGAAACGACAAGUGCCUCACAAGGGCCAGGAGUUUUCAACGGACGAUGAUGUCAAAGAAGUCGAGGAAGACUUUGCCUUCCAGCAGCCAUCGCCGAGGAUCCGUCCCUUGCGUGCCCAGAGCUCUACGUUGCGUCGGCGUCCCAGCGCUCGUCCCAGCGCUAUGACCAGAGACGACUCCGACAACUUGAGUCUGGAUGAGACCAUCUUGCCUGACUCGAACUUGAAUGCGGCUGACGACGCCCCAUCUAUCAGACAGGCUGAUGGGGGUAGUGAAAUUGAGGGUGGAGAUGAAUCGCAUGUGUCCGAUGAUGAAGGAGCACACAGUGAUGCAGAGAGCUUUACGCUCAAAGACCGCCAGCAAGCCAUCAACGAGACCCAUCCUUUCGGUAUCAGGAUCUGGAAGCCGGCUCUGUACAAGAAGAGCCGCUCGGUGGAGAAAACCGCCGAGGGUGAUAUUCACUCGUCUCCUGGCGGUCGUGUCAACCCCGUUCUCUUCCUGAUAAACCUUCUAUGGUCAGUGCUCUUUGGAUGGUGGCUUGCCCUGGCUGCCUUGCUCGCUGCGGUUGCAUGCUUUUUCUGCGCUUUUUCUCCCAGCGCCGUCGCGUAUGGGAGGGUCUUUGCUGGGCUCUCGCGCUAUUUGCUCUACCCGUUUGGCUCCUUUGUUCUUCUGGAGACCGAGGAUCUCUAUGCGGAAGAAGAUGAAGGAGAAGGACGCAGUAUCAGUGAGUACGAGCAAUGGCAAAACGGCGACUUGGAACAUGGGCGGCUCUUCUUUGGACCUCGCAGAGACCGAUCUCUCGUUGGACGGCGGCGCAACAGUGUUGAUUCCGCCGGCGAGCAGGACAGUCUGCUCGGCCGGCCCCAGCGUGGACAACGUGAAGACUCGCAGCUCAAUCCCUCCAAGCGCCGAUUAUUUGGCCGUGGAGAAUGGACCCUCGGUCGAGUCGUGUUCUUCGUCUUUUUCUACUUCCUGGUGGGACCCUUGAUGCUCAUAGUCUCCCUGGUUUGCUGGCUUCUUGUCUUUUGGAUCCCAAUGGGCCGUGUGACCACCAUCCUGGUGAGCCAUCUGCGGCGCCAUCCUCUGGCCUUGUCCUUCCACUCCGACACAUCAUAUUCCAGACGCGCCACGGGUACAUCCUCGCCUUCCAUCCUCCUGUGCACCUAUCGAGCUGCAGGAACGCGCUACUGGAAGUACACGAUUGACGGUACCAACGUCUUUUUCAUUAACCUGCUCGCUCUUGUUGUCUUUGUGAUUUUUGACUAUUAUGUGCUGGACAAGUUCCUGGGUAUUGACUCCUGGUUGACUCACCCCGGACUUAUUUUCACCCUCUCCCUAUUUUCCAUUAUCCCUCUCGCCUAUUUCAUCGGCCAAGCUGUGGCAUCUAUCUCGGCCCAGUCGUCAAUGGGCCUGGGCGCCGCAAUCAACGCCUUUUUCUCCACCAUCGUAGAAGUGUAUCUCUAUUGUGUUGCCCUGACUGAAGGCAAGUCCCAGCUUGUGGAGGGAAGUAUCAUCGGCAGUAUCUUCGCGGGCAUCCUCUUCUUGCCCGGAUUGUCCAUGUGCUUUGGCGCCAUUAAGCGCAAGACACAGCGAUUCAACGUGAAGUCUGCCGGUGUGACGUCGACCAUGUUGUUGUUUGCCAUGAUUGCACUCUUUGGUCCUACUCUUUUCUACCAGGUCUAUGGCAGUCACGAGCUGAACUGCCAUGCAUGCAUUCGGGAAUUCGACCCGGAAAGUCGUGACUGCCGUCGAUGCUACUUCUCUCAAUCCGCAGCGGUCCAUGAUACGUUCUUUGAAGUAGCGGUCCAACCCUACGCCUGGUUCUGUGCCGUCUUCCUAUUCCUAUCCUACAUCAUCGGUCUCUGGUUCACCCUCCGCACUCAUGCCGCCCUAAUCUGGGCUACCGAGAACGAGGAGAAAGAGAAGAAGGCUGCCCAGCAAGCGCAGGAUUCGUUUACUUUCGAGCCAAGACACUUGCUCUUCCCGACCGGGGCCCCAGAGGCUUCAGGCGCAAUAUCCAGCCACAAAGACUCCAUUCGCGAGUCCCAACUCUACAAGCGGAUCCUCGGCCAAUCGCUGAGGCAAGUUGGCUUGGAAGACAACAGCGGCUCCAACUGGGAGCAGGCGGUAUGCGGCUCGGCAACGGACAAAAAGGCCAGCAUCCCUCACCUCGUUCCUCCGCGAUCUAGUGGCGACGAAAGUCGUCAUUUGUCAAAGGCCAUGCGCGAGGAUAAUGAACGUCUUGUGCGCCAAGUCACCGAAUUGGCCGCCACGGCGGCUGCGGUGGCUGCUCGCGAUGCGACUCGGAGUCGCAAGUACUCAACUCAACAAAGUGCCAGUGUGCGCCAGGCUGGCCGCGCGCACGCAGACCAACCUAAGCCUCCUGUUGAGGAGCACGAGGAUGUUGGAAUUGUUGCCGAGCCUGCGCACGGUGCCGGUGGUCAUGACGCUCCUAACUGGAGCAAGGCGAAGAGUUCCAUCAUCCUGCUAAGUGCCACUCUUCUUUAUGCAAUUAUUGCGGAGAUACUGGUCAACACGGUUGAUGUGGUGUUGGAGAGUGUGGAUAUUGAUGAAAAAUUCCUCGGUAUUACUCUAUUUGCCCUGGUGCCGAACACAACCGAGUUCCUGAACGCCAUCUCGUUCGCAAUGAAUGGCAAUAUUGCCCUGUCCAUGGAAAUUGGUUCAGCCUAUGCACUCCAGGUUUGUUUGUUGCAAGUUCCGGCUGUGGUCCUCUUCAGCGCCUUCUACACCCGCUCCAUUGACCCCGCUGAACUUGUGAGCCACUCCUUCAACUUGAUCUUCCCGCAGUGGGACAUGAUCACCGUCAUCCUGUGCGUCUUCCUGCUGUCCUACGUCUACGGCGAAGGCAAGAGCAACUACUUCAAAGGAUCUGUCCUCGUCCUGACCUAUCUGGUCGUCGUGAUUGGCUUCUACCUGUCGGGCUACAGCAACAUGGACUUUCUCGGCGUGGAUCGCUUCGACACUCUUGCCCUGGGCACCAGCCAGCCGGAGAAAUUCCACACUAUCGGGCGCUCGCGCUCCGGUGCGGCCUUUUAG
Molecule: messenger RNA, 3396 nt
Organism: Penicillium canariense
Lineage: Eukaryota; Fungi; Ascomycota; Eurotiomycetes; Eurotiales; Aspergillaceae
Product: calcium/hydrogen antiporter
Exons: 4
Coding region: 1-3396 (1131 amino acids)
Biological process (GO): calcium ion transmembrane transport; intracellular calcium ion homeostasis
Cellular component (GO): membrane; endomembrane system
Molecular function (GO): calcium:proton antiporter activity
Source: RefSeq, a predicted model, not a curated record